GCGAGCGCCCCGGCGCUGGGCCCGAGCUGAGGCCGGGGCUUCGCGGCCGACUGUCCGCGGCAUGAGCGGGGCCGGCACUCCCCGCACGCCGGCGGGGCUGGGGCUGUGAGGGCCGCGGUUCCGGACUGAAGUUGCCGCGUCUGUCUGGGCGCGCCGCCGGGUUCCAUGGAGCUGGAGGGGCAGUGGUGGCGAGGACAGCUGGCUGCCGACAUUCACCAAGCUCUUCGGUACAAGGAGCUGAAGUUGCCCUCCUACAAAGGCCAGUCCCCUCAACUAAGUCUCAGGAGGUACUUCGCUGACUUGAUUGCCAUCGUGAGCAAUCGCUUCACACUCUGUCCUUCUGCCCGACAUCUUGCUGUCUAUCUACUGGACCUAUUUAUGGAUCGCUAUGACAUCUCUAUCCAGCAACUACAUUUAGUUGCACUAUCCUGUCUUCUCCUAGCAAGUAAAUUUGAAGAGAAAGAAGAUAGUGUGCCUAAGUUGGAGCAGCUCAACAGCCUGGGUUGCAUGACUAAUAUGAACCUGGUAUUAACAAAGCAAAAUUUGCUGCAUAUGGAACUAUUAUUGUUAGAAACCUUUCAGUGGAACCUCUGCCUUCCCACAGCUGCUCACUUCAUUGAGUAUUAUCUCUCUGAAGCUGUACAUGAAACAGAUCUUCAUGAUGGCUGGCCAAUGAUCUGCUUGGAAAAAACUAAACUCUACAUGGCCAAAUAUGCAGAUUACUUCCUUGAAGUGUCCCUGCAAGAUUAUGCCUUUCUAAAUUAUGCACCUUCUUUAGUAGCUGCUGCAUGUGUGGCUUCUUCGAGGAUUAUACUUCGUCUUUCUCCAACAUGGCCCACAAGACUACAUCGCCUUACUGCUUACUCCUGGGAUUUCUUAGUGCAGUGUAUUGAACGGUUAUUGAUUGCUCAUGAUAAUGAUGUGAAAGAAGCAAACAAACAGAGAGGGCAGUCAGGCCCUCAGUCAGCACAACUAAGUGUGUUCCAGACAGCCUCCCAACCCUCACGGCCAGUUCACUUCCAGCAACCCCAGUAUCUCCACCAGACUCAUCAGACCUCGCUGCAGUAUCGCCAUCCUGUAUCAGAUCAACCCAGCUGUCAGCAGAUUGUAUCUACCACACACACCUCAUCUUACACACUACAGACAUGUCCUGCUGGCUUCCAAACGAGUGUUCAGAGCCUUGGGCACAUGCAGACUGGUGUUGGGAUGUCUCUAGCAAUACCAGUAGAAGUUAAACCCUGUCUGAGUGUUUCUUACAACCGGAGUUAUCAGAUAAAUGAACAUUACCCUUGUAUUACUCCAUGCUUUGAAAGGUGAUUGUAUACAAGUGAUAACUGACCCAAACUGUUAGGACUUGCAGCUCUGGGGCAGGCUCUUCAGAAGGAAAGGGAUCCAAAUAACACCAGAACUCUGCAGGUCCCACAGUAGGAAGACUGAAUAUCCCUGCACACCCCUGGUUAUCACAGCGUCAUGAGUGUCCUGUUACAGCAAACCCCUGUGUAACAAAAAUGUUCAAGCCUUAGCUGAUGGUCCCAAUAUUUCAAAAUAUUCAACACAGCAGAAGUUUUGGACAGACUCCAGAUUGCCAUUUUGAGAUUUGACCUCUGGUAGGCUUGGGCUCUUGGUUGGCUUAUAUGUCAAGGACUAAUGUUUAUCUGUGGACUUGCCAAACUGUUUUUCAUGAAGGAAAGUUAACAGUAUUACUUUUUGAAGAAAUCUUUUUUUAAAUUCCGUUUUGAGGGUUUUUUUUAACCUAACGUGAGUUUCUAAGUUUAAAUUCACCUAUGCGAUACCAAUUUGUGCAUUAAAAGUUUGUUUUAGAUUAUUCUGUAUAACUUCUUGUCAUAGAUAAUGUAGGUAUCUGGAUUUAUUUACUAAAAUUAGAGGUGGAGUUAGGUCUCUUAUCUUGAAAUCUUGCUUAUGUUUCUUUGCAUUUUUCCCUAAAUGAUCAAACUCACAUCAUUAGAAUUAAAACACAUUUAACUCAGGGAGUUUGAACUACUUGGAAACACUUAACUAAUGCAUCAUGUUUUGGGAAUGUUAAGAGUGUGAACUACCUUUAUAACACGUUAAACUACUCCCCUAGGACGUGUUUUCCAAUGAGAACAUAUUGUAGCCCAGAAUGAUUGAAGUAUGGUUCUGUAAUUCAUAUAUAGGUUUUGAAUUUGUCAGUGCAUUUGAGAUUUAUAAUCUGAUUUGAUGUUAUUCCCAAAAGUUUCUUUCAAGGGAAGGAAUUGUCAAAAUCUGUCCAUAC
Perognathus longimembris pacificus (Pacific pocket mouse) is the source of this 2254-nucleotide messenger RNA. Its product is annotated as cyclin-J-like. Gene Ontology annotation, cellular component: cyclin-dependent protein kinase holoenzyme complex; nucleus; cytoplasm. NCBI's taxonomy places the organism in Eukaryota, Metazoa, Chordata, Mammalia, Rodentia, Heteromyidae. The record is from RefSeq and is a predicted model, not a curated record. The transcript has a single exon. Gene Ontology annotation, molecular function: cyclin-dependent protein serine/threonine kinase regulator activity. Bases 166 to 1317 code for a protein of 383 amino acids. Gene Ontology annotation, biological process: mitotic cell cycle phase transition; regulation of cyclin-dependent protein serine/threonine kinase activity.